Messenger RNA from Zalophus californianus (California sea lion), 547 nucleotides. RefSeq names its product LYR motif-containing protein 4-like. Lineage: Eukaryota; Metazoa; Chordata; Mammalia; Carnivora; Otariidae. The transcript has a single exon. Gene Ontology annotation, biological process: iron-sulfur cluster assembly. Bases 63 to 338 code for a protein of 91 amino acids. Gene Ontology annotation, cellular component: mitochondrion; L-cysteine desulfurase complex. The record is from RefSeq and is a predicted model, not a curated record.
UGGGUUAGGUUAAGCUCGGGACCUUCUCGAAGAGGACCCAUUUAUUUUUUUUUCUUUCCAAAAUGGCAGCCUCCAGCCGUGCACAAGUGUUAGAUCUGUACCGGGCGAUGCUGAGAGAGAGCAAGUAUUUCAGCGCCUACAAUUACAGAACUUACGCUGUCAGGAGGAUAAGAGAUGCCUUCAGAGAAAAUAAGAAUGUAAAGCAUCCUGUAGAAAUUCAAGCCCUAGUGAAUAAAGCCAGAAGAGACCUUGGAAUAAUUCAUCGACAAGUGCACAUCGGCCAAAUGUAUUCGACUGACAAGCUUAUCAUUGAGAAUCAAGAGAAGCCUAGGACCUAGGGGGCCGGGACCAGCCACCACCAGCUUCAGCAUCCAUUCUGCGCUUGGGGUGGGGGCUCCCCCCAGACCACAAGUGGCCUCUUCCAUCAGCUUAGAAUAGCCUCUUGCUCAGCCUGCCUUGUAGGAGCUGAUAAACUGAGUCCGGUUUCCAUUCUUCUGUAGCCUUAGUGAAAAAGGGUGGCUGGCUCUCCUUGAUUCAAGUGUCAGAG